Molecule: messenger RNA, 2425 nt
Organism: Chinchilla lanigera (long-tailed chinchilla)
Lineage: Eukaryota; Metazoa; Chordata; Mammalia; Rodentia; Chinchillidae
Gene: S100z
Product: S100 calcium binding protein Z
Exons: 3
Coding region: 1436-1735 (99 amino acids)
Cellular component (GO): cytoplasm
Molecular function (GO): calcium ion binding
Source: RefSeq, a predicted model, not a curated record
CGAGCGGUAUUCCACCGUGUGUCUCACGUGUUCUUCAUCCAUCCAUCCGCGCCAGUGUCCAUCUUCCCGCAGCUCCAUGGCAGUGGAGUCCCCGCAUGUUGCUAUGAAAACAGCUGUCCGUUCUCUUGGGGGUUCCCUGCUCUGAGAAGCAGGCCACCAGAUCCGAUUCUCAGCUUCUUGAGGAACUAGAGAACGACUUUUACAGACACGCUAAGUAAGGGAAGAGUGCACAUUUGACGCUAUCGAUGCAUGUGCACAUGGAUGCUGUUGACAUAGGUGCAUGUUUAAAGAUGUACUUGUGGCAGUUAUAUAAAUAAUAUACUUUCUAUGACUGUUCCAAGGAUAAUGAUAGCUGACAUAAGCAUAGCGUUGUGCUUGGAAACAUCUUUAACUCAUUUGCGCCGCCUUACUGUGCAGGUUCUACCACCUUUAUACCAGUGUGGAAACCGAGGCAGACCGCACAGCUCCUCAGUGGCAGAGGAGAGAAUUAAAGUCGGGCAGUGCAGCCUUUCGAUCUCCUAGAUAUGCCCCUCUCUCGGGAAGUCCCUGAGUUUGCUCUAGGGUGGGAGAAGGGGAGAAGGAUCUCGAUUUCUUCAGACUCUUGAAUAUUCAGAACACCAUUAUUUCAUGACAUGCAUGAUCACCACAGUGAUAAGCUGAAAAUGUUCUUGAGAAUCAGACUUCAGGCAUCCCAGGGCCUUGCCAGGAGUUUAGAGUGCAGUGCCCAGCGUUGAGACGGGAGGUGAAUGGGUCUGUUGCAGUUAUGGCGUCCUGGAUUGUUUAAGGGAAAGAUGCAGGUGAUACUCGUUCCCGUAGAAAUAAAUUUCAGUCCAGAAACAGGCAGCUCUUAAAAGCACAGUGGCCGGUUCUGGCUUUGGCUUCUCUGGGACACUUUGCUCUAUGAGGGCUCCCUCUCGGAGGUCCCCUUCAUGCUCCCCUCCUCAUGAUGCCCCCAUGUCAGUCCCUCCAGGCUGCCAAGUAGUUCCUGCCCUGCCCUUUCUACUGGCCAUUCUGGGGCACCCUUAGCCUUGGGCCAGGGUAUGGGAUUUGCUCUUCUAGUUUUAGACUUCUUGCUAGCCCCCAAGAUCCUAGCAACUGCCUGUGCAGCCCUCACUGCUCCCCUGGGAGGGGCCGCCAGCUGCCCCUUCCCUCCCCUGGCUUCCCCAGUGCACAAAGCGGAUACCAGGCCCGCCACGGCCCUUGGGGCAGCAGCUCACACCUGUUCCUUCUGCUGAUUAAAAACAGGUGCACAGGGUGUCACUGGUAAUUGUCCUGUGUUGGGCACAGGUGUGCCAGGGAGGACACCCAGGAAUCACUGCUCAUAGCUUCAUUGUAAACACCUGUUGGCUGAGUGGGUCCUGACUGAACAGGUACGAAGGAAGGGCUCUGUCCCCACUUUGGUUGCCUGUUCCCCGUGGUCUGGUUUGCUGCGAACAUGCCCACCCAGCUGGAGAUGGCCAUGGACACCAUGAUUCGAAUCUUCCACCGCUACUCUUGCAAGGAAGGGGACAGAUUCAAGCUCAACAAAGGGGAACUGAAGCUGCUCCUGCAGCGCGAGCUCACGGAGUUCCUCUCGUGCCAAAAGGAUCCCCAGUUGGUUGAUAAGAUAAUGCAGGACCUGGACGCCAAUAAGGACAAUGAAGUGGAUUUUAAUGAAUUCGUGGUCAUGGUGGCAGCUCUGACAGUUGCUUGUAAUGAUUACUUUGUAGAACAAUUGAAGAAGAAAGGAAAAUAAAGAUAAGUAGUAAGCUAAAUGAAAGGGAGAAAUAUAUACAAAGUCACUUACUGUUCAUACCCUUCAGAUCUAUAGACACAUUAAUAUCACUCACACAUUUAACGUACAUCUAAGUAAUUGCUAUUGCUGGUAUUAUUAAAUUAUGUGCACCUUAAUAUAUUGACUUUACAUAAACAUUCCAAAUCUUAUAUGCCCUGUGAAAUUUACAUAUAUUAUUAAAGAUAUCAUAUGCAUUUAUUUAACAAAGAGAACAUCACAAAAAUUUGGCUAUUUUCAGAGGAGACUACAAUUUGGUGAACUUUUAAAUUAUUCUCAUCCUUAAAUUGUACUUUGAACUUUUUACCCUGUUAAAAAAAUAAACUGGAUCUCACCGUACUCUGUGAUUCUACUUCAAAUGGAAGAAGCUAUGUGGGUCUGUACGCAGAAAAGUGGAGGGAGAGGUGUUUUAUGGACUCGCUCAGGGCUGGGGCCUCAGGCUGGCAGAGCUGAAGCCAGCAGCCCUUGGGGCUGGGGUGUAAAUACCCUCCCUACCCCUAGGGCGGGGCCAUUCUGAAUGAGCUCUUCCUACACUUCCUAGUGCUUCCUCCCGGGGAAAGUCUCUGCGCAGUGAGGACCUCGCUGCCUUCCUCGGGUCACUACACCACCCCAACCUGUUUCCUGUACCUCUGCAAUAAAGGACUUGCUUGCAAA